Messenger RNA from Aspergillus ochraceoroseus IBT 24754, 2345 nucleotides. RefSeq names its product MFS transporter. Gene Ontology annotation, biological process: amino acid transmembrane export from vacuole. The transcript has 2 exons. The record is from RefSeq and is a predicted model, not a curated record. Lineage: Eukaryota; Fungi; Ascomycota; Eurotiomycetes; Eurotiales; Aspergillaceae. Gene Ontology annotation, molecular function: transmembrane transporter activity. The coding region runs from base 343 to 2115 and encodes 590 amino acids.
CUCCUCUUCAACCAUAGUGGUGGGGUUGCUGGCCAUCUCAUCUUCCUCUUUAGUCUUCCAUCAAUCCAAUUCAUUCUCAUUCCCAUCUACAUACUAUCUCAACACUAGCACUCAAGAUUCCGUAUUAUCCCUGCUUCCUCGUUAUCUUAUCGUCUUCGACCCAGCUUACCUGGUCGAAUUGCAUCAUUGUCAUUCCACUAACCCGCCGUGCUCAAUACAGUCAGCUCCAGACCUCCACUACACUGUGUGUCACCUUUACUAUGCAUUCAAAAUAAUAGCCGCGAGGCAGACUUCCCAGUGUUCUCAUCAUAUUUGGUUUGAGCUGAAACGCCGUUGGUAAACAUGCAAGAGGACGCAACCGUUGAAUACAAUCCCCUGCGCCCACAGUACCCUGGCGAUGACACUAGACCAACAAGCAAGAAGGAGCUUGCAGGUUGGUAUAGCUAUGGCUGGGCCGCAGAGGUUUUCACCGUUUGUGCUAUGGGAUCAUUCCUCCCCAUUACACUAGAACAAAUGGCUCGAGAGCGUGGCGUCCUUCUAUCGGACAAGACAACCCCAUGCAGCCCAUCGUGGAAUUCACCAGGCGCUUCCCCUGCAACUUGGAUGUUUGCAAAGCAAAAUACACUCGGUUCGAGCCAGUGCAUUGUUUUCAUCCUGGGGGCUGAAAUCAACACUGCAAGCUUCGCAAUGUACACUUUCUCCGUGAGUGUUCUCGUCCAGGCAGUUUUGAUCAUUUCCAUGUCGGGUGCUGCAGACCACGGAAGUUAUCGUAAGACUUUGUUGGUAAUAUUUGCCUUUAUCGGCUCUAUUUCCACGAUGCUAUUUCUGCCAGUUACUCCGGCAGUCUAUUUGCUGGGGGCACUAUUAGCUAUCGUGGCGAACACCUGCCUUGGGGCAUCUUUCGUCCUCUUGAAUUCCUUUUUACCUUUAUUGGUUCGGCAUCAUCCUUCUUUGCUCAAAGAUGCUAGCAGACAUGCCGCCUCCGCAAACAGUAACCCUUCUCUAGCGACAAAUGAUGCUUCAAAUCACGGCACUAGCCCGACUACGCCACUCCUUCGGGCAGACUCGACUGAUGGUUCCGCUCAGGUAGAAAAUCUCACGCCAGCCACCUUGACAAGCACGUCCAACGAGCUGGCGCUGUCCACCAAAAUAUCGUCUUAUGGGAUUGGCAUUGGCUAUAUCAGCGCCGUGCUGCUGCAGUGCAUAUGCAUUCUUGUCGUUGUUAAGACCAACCAAACAACCUUUUCAUUGCGCCUCGUCCUAUUCCUUAUAGGGCUUUGGUGGCUCGCAUUUACGAUACCUGCGGCAUUUUGGCUGCGACCUCGUCCCGGGCCCCCGCUUCUCCAUGCUCAAGGAGGAAAGGAAUAUCGAUCAUGGUUUGGCUAUAUGGCUUAUGCUUGGAAGUCCCUUGGUCGAACUGCAAUGCGGACCCGCCACCUGAAAGAUAUCCUAUUGUUUCUUGCGGCCUGGUUUCUUUUGAGCGACGGGAUCGCCACUGUCAGCGGAACUGCUGUUCUAUUUGCUAAAACACAGUUGAACAUGGAGCCUGCCGCGCUAGGGUUGAUCAAUGUAAUUUCGAUGCUGGCCGGAGUAUUUGGGGCGUUUACCUGGAGCUAUGUAUCGCGGGUGUUUAAUCUUCGCGCAUCGCAGACGAUUAUUGCAUGCAUAGUUUUGUUUGAGCUUGUACCCCUGUAUGGGCUACUAGGGUUCAUCCCCGCGAUUAAAGAUCUCGGCUACUUGGGUCUACAACAACCGUGGGAAAUGUUUCCUCUUGGCGUUGUGUAUGGUAUUGUCAUGGGCGGGCUAUCGUCCUACUGUCGCAGCUUUUUUGGAGAGCUGAUUCCCCCAGGAUACGAAGCCUCUUUCUAUUCUCUCUACGCGAUCACAGACAAGGGGUCAAGUAUAUUUGGACCGGCCAUUGUUGGGUUCAUAACGGAUCGCUAUGGUGAGAUACGACCUGCAUUCCUUUUCCUUGCCAUCCUGAUCCUUCUACCUCUGCCGCUUAUGCUACUUGUGGAUGUGGAGAGAGGAAAGCGGGAUGCGCUUGCACUGUCAGCGGAGCUGGAGGAGCGCGAAGGUCCGGAGACACCCAGUUAUGGGACAUUUUGUGAAUAAGGUGCUAGAUUCGACUGAGUACGUAGGAGUUGUAAGGUUGGUUUAGAGAGGGUCAAUGGAUAUGUAUACACUUAUUCCGCACCCCGCGGGGUUAAUAUGAGAUAAGAUCUAGGUUAUGGAUGUGUAUUGUGUAAGAAAGAUCCUUUGUUAAAAUAUAGGUAUAGAUGUUAUAUAUCUUGACUGCAUUAUUCCACACCGUGAUUGGUAUAAAUAAAUCCACACAUAUUAAG